This is a messenger RNA of Xylaria bambusicola, 1596 nucleotides long. RefSeq lists its product as uncharacterized. The record is from RefSeq and is a predicted model, not a curated record. The transcript is spliced from 6 exons. NCBI's taxonomy places the organism in Eukaryota, Fungi, Ascomycota, Sordariomycetes, Xylariales, Xylariaceae. Gene Ontology annotation, molecular function: phosphoric diester hydrolase activity. Gene Ontology annotation, biological process: lipid metabolic process. Bases 106 to 1539 code for a protein of 477 amino acids.
UAUAUACGCUGGGCAUUAACCAUGGUUUGGUUCCCGCCUCUCCUAGUCUCUUUGCCCGGCAGAGAACUAUUACCGUAGGACAACUCUUCUUCACGGCCGAAAAGAAUGCGGACAACCAUUUUCGGAUUUCUUACUGUCGGCGUGGCGCUUGCCACGCCAAUUGCGCCAGGCCAGUCAGCGUCUCGGCCGGUGCCCAGGCCGAUGAACCCUCCACUGUACCGUCCAGUGUCAUCUAAUUUCACAACCUCAUCAGUCCCUUCAAACAAGACAGCCCUUGUGACUGAUGACAUCUCAAGCUGUUCAAAUGUUUGGAUGGCGAUCCCCGACGUUACAAUCGGGAGCGGCACGGAUCGACGUACGGGUUUCACCACAGCCGUCAAUAAGUUCUGUGAUAUGGCCCAUGGAAGCACGGUUUCAAGCCAGGAUUACCUUUCUAUGGCCACUGAGGUAUUCCUAAACGAUGGCAUGGACCCUACAAAGUACGGAUUGUUGGGUUACAUAUACUUCGAAAUCCACAACAAGCUGGGCUCGGCUCAUACAGUUGAUGCUACUUCUUGUAAGAGAUAUCUCGGAACGCUUUCUGCGACAGGGGGCCAGUGCUACGGAACCACCAAUGGUGACACAAAAGGAGGAACAUACCAAGUCGGAACGAAUGGCAUCAGCUAUCAUGCAUUGGGCAACUCGGUGCCACCCAAGCAGGAUGCCCUCAACAAGCUACUCAAGACGACAGUAUUGGAGGCUCAGCGUGUCAACAAAGGGUCAGCUGCUCCGCUUAACCCAUGGCCCUUGGACUCGCUCAACAGUGUUCUUCCAGCUUCAUGCCAUAGCCAUAACGAUUACGACCAAGAUAUUCCCGUCUUUGCGGCCUUGGCUGCUGGUUGUAUUGGCAUGGAGGCUGACGUGUGGUUACUCGCUGGAAGCCUCCUCUUAGGCCACCUUCUUCCAACUCUUGGGCGGACGUUUCAGGCUCAGUAUGUUAACCCCCUCAAGGCGAUAAUUGACCACAACGGAGGAUCAGUGUAUAAAAGCCGGCCAGGCCAGACACUUGUUUUGCUCGUCGACUUUAAAACUAGCGAUGAUGGUACUCUAGACGCUGUCGUAUCAGCGUUGGCGCCUCUUCGUCAAGCAGGAUAUCUAAGUAAGCUGGAAAAUGGUGCUUUCACCAGAAAGGCAAUCACUGUCGUGGCGAGCGGCAAUGCGCCAUUUAAUCGUAUAAAUAUCGGAGACGGAGUGCCUGAGCGUGAUAUCUUCUAUGACGCCAACCUCGGUGCUUUAGGCGGCACGACUUAUACAGCGCAGAACUCUUAUGUUGCCUCUGCAGACUUCCAGGAUGUUAUCGGAAAAGUCAAUUCAGCAACUCUGACUGCUGCUCAAAUGAAUACAAUUACGAGCCAUGUCAGCCAAGCCCAUGCCAAAAGGCUAGUCGCUCGGUACUGGAAUCUGCCUGGCGAGUAUCUAUGGGAGCCGCUAGAGGCACUAGGAGUCGACUUGCUCAAUGCCGAUGAUCUGUCAAAUACGGCUAGAGUUCCACGAUUGUAGUAGGUUUGGGACGAUGAAGACAUGAUAUAAACGAUGUAUAUAAGUUGAUGGCAUUCA